AUGCGUGGCCUGGAGGGCGCGGCGUCCCGGGCUGCGGCCUUGCCAUCGCCCCUGCGGCCAGGCGCCUAUGGCGUUUUUGAGGUACGCUGCUGGCACAGACUCUCUCUAGGGCUGGGGGCAUCACCCAUGAACCCUUCGGUGACCUUGUUGGUCCGGCGCCAGAACAUCGGAUCAGAAGUUGAGAAUUCCACUAUUGAGAAACAACGGAAGGAACUGCAGUUGCUCGUUGGAGAAUUGAAAGACCGAGAUAAAGAGCUCAAUGAUAUGGUUGCAGUGCAUCAAAGACAACUGCUUUCAUGGGAAGAGGAUCGGCAGAAGGUGUUGACUUUGGAGGAACGUUGCAGCAAAUUAGAAGGUGAGCUGCAUAAAAGAACUGAGAUAAUCAAGUCACUCAUGAAGAAGGUCAAAAUCCUUGAAUCCAAUCAAGUAGAAUGUCAGAAAACUCUUCAGAAGACUCAGCAGCAACUUCAGGAAAUGGCUCAAAAGGCUACACACUCUGCCCUCCUCUCUGAAGACCUUGAGGCUAGAAAUGAAAAUCUCAGCAGCACGUUAGUGGAACUGUCUGCUCAGGUAGGACAAUUGCAAGCUAGAGAGCAGGCUCUCACUACCAUGAUAAAGCUAAAGGACAAAGAUAUUAUUGAAGCAGUCAAUCACAUUUCAGACUGUUCGGGUAAAUUUAAAUUGUUAGAGCAUGCUUUACGUGAAGCUAAGAUGGCAGAGACUUGUAUUGUGAAAGAAAAGCAAGAUUAUAAGCAGAAAUUGAAGAUACUUAGGAUUGAAAUCACUAAACUGAAAGAGGACCUGAAUGAGAAGACAACAGAGAACAACGAACAGCGAGAAGAGAUCAUUCGCCUCAAGCAAGAGAAAAGUUGUCUGCAUGACGAAUUAACUUUUACUGUUGAAAGAGAAAAGAGGAAAGAUGAGUUACUUGAUAUUGCAAAGUCAAAGCAAGAUCGCACAAAUUCAGAGCUGCACAUUCUGAGACAGAUUUACGCAAAACAACAGAGUGACCUGCAGUUUCUUAAUUUCAAUGUAGAAAAUUCUCAGGAAUUAAUACAGAUAUAUGACUCAAAGAUGGAGGAGGCAAAAGCUCUGGAAUGCAGCAGAGACAUGUGUUUAUCAGACCUUGACAAUAACUACCCAAAAAUCGAUAUUAAGAGAGAGAGAAAUCAGAAGUCAUUGGUUAAGGAUCAAAAGUUUGAGGUCACGUUGGCUCAGCACAAUAGGUCAGACAAGAGCUCUUGUGACGCAUGCAAAGAGAAGAAGCUACAGGUUAAUGCUUCAUUUGGGGAAAAAAGUGUAAUUGAUCUCUCAUCUCUAUUUACCAAAGACUUACUGGAGAAACAAAAGUCUUGGUCUCUGGGUGGAAAAAUCCAGACUGAACCCGAAAGUAAAGUUACACUAUGCAAGAUUCAUACAAAAUCACCCAAAAUCAAUGAAGUGGAGCCUGAGAUGGAAGAGAAGCAGCUCGCAGAGACAUCCGUCUCGCUGGCUGAUGAGAGGCAGUGGCAUGACAUCAGCGUUUACCUGGGCCUUUCCAACUGCUCGGCCUUAAAACAGCCGGAAAAGCCCAAUGGGGACUGCCAUGACCCUGCAGAAACUUCUGAAAUCUCAUGCUGCACCCAAAAUGAAGUCUGUAUAGGUGACAGUGACCUGUGUGAGCCCAAGUGCUGCCACCCGAGCAACAACAUCAUCGAAGCCCCGGGGCACAUGACCGACGUAGAGUGGAUGAACAUUUUCAAGCCUUCCAAAAUGCAAAGGAUUGUUCACCACAAAACCGUGUGCACUUGUUCAGGAGGUGGCAGUGGAGUGAAAUAUAAUUCCUCAGCAAGUGAGCUCAUUGCCACUAGGCCUCCUCAGUGUUUGGAUUCCUCAAGAUCUGCUGAAAGAGAAGAUGAGUCAGAGGCCCCUCCUGACAAACGAACCUCAGUCAAGAGUGUGUUCAUCAGCAAAGAUGCAGCAGCAUCCAGUGAAAAGGAUGACUUUUCUCCUACCAGUAAGCUCCAGCGCCUGCUGGCCGAGUCUCGGCAGAUGGUUACGGAUCUAGAACUGAGCACACUGCUGCCCAUCAACUGUGAGAAUCUCAAAAGAAGUAAAUUAGAAGUCUCAGAAGAGCCAGAUGAAAAAAACACCCUUGUCAGUCACUGAAGGAAACAAAGUCAACUUGGACAUUCACUAUGGCCAUGUAACCAGGAUUCUCACCGGAAGGCAGAAAGCGCACACCA
Acomys russatus (golden spiny mouse) is the source of this 2225-nucleotide messenger RNA. It is a transcript of the gene Ccdc62, whose product is annotated as coiled-coil domain containing 62. The record is from RefSeq and is a predicted model, not a curated record. NCBI's taxonomy places the organism in Eukaryota, Metazoa, Chordata, Mammalia, Rodentia, Muridae.